AUGGCGCCCAUGGCAGUCUCGCCCGAGCGGGAGCCCCUGCCAGCGACCCUGGAGGCUCUGACGGCCGAGUUUGAUGAUACCUUGCGCUUCUAUCUCAACGGUACCAAGGUCGUCUUGGAUGAUAUUGAUCCUGAAAUCACCGUCUUGGAGUAUCUUCGAGGUAUCGGACUGACUGGCACAAAACUCGGCUGUGGAGAAGGUGGCUGUGGCGCCUGCACCAUCGUCGUCAGUCAAUAUAAUCCUACUACAAAGCAGAUCUAUCAUGCCAGUGUAAACGCCUGUCUCGCACCGCUUGUCAGUCUAGACGGCAAGCAUGUCAUUACCAUCGAAGGUAUUGGCAACGCAAAACGCCCACAUCCCACCCAGGAGCGUGUGGCCAAGGGAAAUGGCAGUCAGUGCGGCUUCUGCACCCCUGGUAUUGUCAUGAGUUUGUACGCUCUUCUCAGAAACAAUGAAACGCCCACAGAACAUGACGUGGAAGAGGCCUUUGAUGGAAACUUGUGUCGUUGUACUGGAUAUAGACCUAUUCUUGAUGCCGCUCAGACGUUCAGCAUCGAAAAGUCUUUCCCCAACGGCCUACCAAAAUUAAAUGGAGGUGCUGGGUGCAAACAGGACGGAAAUAACAGCAGGCAGGCCAGUAGCACCAAUGGAUGUUGCAAGAGUGACACAAACAGAGCUCUCUUGGAGAAUGGUGCAACCAACAACAGCACGAAUCAUGGUGUCGAUGGGCCAUCCCAAAUCAAUGCCGACGGAUGCUGCAUGCAAAAUGGUAGUAAUGAACCACCUGGCGGCGGUUGCUGUAUGCAAAACGGUAGUAGUGGACCAUCCUCUGGCGUUUACUGCAUGCAAAGCAAAGGCAUGGAUGAUCGGCCCAUCAAGCGGUUUACUCCCCCAGGAUUUAUCGAAUAUAACCCGGAAACAGAGCUCAUUUUCCCUCCCGCAUUGAAGAAGCAAGAGCUUCGGCCCCUGGCAUUCGGAAACAAGCGAAAGAAGUGGUACCGACCAACCACCUUGGACCAGCUUCUCCAGAUCAAGAGAGUCUGCCCCCAAGCCAAGAUUAUUGGCGGAAGCAGUGAAACUCAAAUAGAAAUCAAGUUUAAAGGUUUACAAUACCCGGAAUCGGUUUUUGUUGGCGACAUUGCUGAGCUUAGACAAUAUGAGUUCAAGGACGGCCAUGUUGACGUGGGAGGCAACGUCAUCUUGACAGACCUGGAAAGCAUCUGCGAGAAAGCUAUAAAGCAUUAUGGUCAUGAAGGAGGCCAAGUAUUCAAGGGAAUCUUGAAGCAGCUCAAGUAUUUUGCAGGACGACAAAUCCGAAACGUCGGUACGCCAGCUGGUAAUUUAGUCACUGCGUCACCCAUUUCUGAUCUGAACCCUGCUCUAUGGGCCGCCGAUGCCGUCCUGGUGACCAAGUCCGCCACUGAAGAGGCCGAAAUUCCCGUGUCGAAAUUUUUUACCGGAUAUCGGGAAACAGCUCUUGCCGCGGAUGCCAUCAUCACCUCCAUACGAAUUCCGGUCACUGCGUCCAACAAUGAGUUUUACCGCUCUUACAAGCAGGCCAAGCGGAAAGAUGAUGAUAUUGCUAUCGUUACAGCAGCCUUGCGAGUCAAACUAGACGACCAAGGGAUUGUUACUGAAUGUCGCUUGAUCUAUGGUGGUAUGGCUGCCACGACUGUUGGGGCCAAGACGGCAACCGCCUACAUGAUCGGCAAAAAGUUUACCGAGCUUGAGACCCUCGAGGGAGUCAUGAGUGCCUUGGGUACCGACUUUGACAUGCAAUUCAGUGUCCCUGGAGGCAUGGCAUCAUACAGAAAAGCCCUCGCGCUUGGCUUCUUUUAUCGAUUUUACCACGACGUUUUGACGAUACUUGAUGGCCAGCGCGAGCAUGUUGACAAGGAGGCCAUUGACGAACUUGACCGAUCGCUGUCAAAGGGAACGAUAGACGAGACAUCAACCGCUGCCUAUGAGCGAGAGGUCACCGGCAAGGCCAAUCCUCACCUGGCUGCACUCCGACAAACCACCGGCGAGGCACAGUAUACUGAUGAUAUUCCUCCUCUGGCGAACGAGCUUCACGGCUGCUGGGUGUUGUCCACCGAGGCGCACGCUAGGAUCAAAUCAAUAGACUACUCCAAGGCCCUGGAUAUGCCUGGCGUGGUGGAAUAUAUUGACAGAAAUGAUAUGCCGUCGGCUGAGGCGAACAAGUUUGGUCCACCAAAUUUUGAUGAAGUGUUCUUCGCGGAAGACGAAGUUCAUACAGCAGGACAGGCCAUUGCUAUGAUCCUGGCCACUUCGGCCAACAGAGCUCAGGAAGCCGCUAGAGCUGUGAAGGUUGAAUAUGAGGAGCUGCCUGCGGUCCUCACCAUGGAGGAAGCCAUUGCCAAGGAGAGCUUCCAUCCAGUAUACCGAGAAAUCAAAAAGGGUGACCCUGAGCGUGCCUUCAAGACCUGCGACCACGUCUUCACUGGCAGUGUCCGCAUGGGAGGCCAGGAGCAUUUCUAUCUCGAAACCAAUGUCUGUCUGGCAGUUCCCAAGCGUGAAGAUGGAGAGAUGGAGAUUUUUGCUAGUACGCAAAAUGCCAAUGAAACUCAAACCUUUGCAGCCCGAGUCUGUGGUGUGCCAGCCAACAGAAUCAACGUCAGGGUCAAGCGGCUUGGUGGUGGUUUUGGCGGCAAAGAAUCUCGAUCUGUAAUUCUCAGUUCUGCCGUUGCUCUGGCUGCCCACAAGACAGGGAGACCUGUCCGAUAUAUGCUCACUCGAGAAGAAGACAUGGUGACCAUGGGACAGCGUCACCCGUUCUUGGCGCACUACAAAGUCGGUGUCAAUAAGGACGGCAAGAUACAAGCUCUGGAUUUGGACAUUUACAGCAACGCCGGCUGGACAUUCGACCUCAGCACCGCUGUCGUUGAACGAGCUUUGUCGCACUGCGACGGAUGCUACUACACCCCCAACGUCCACGUUCGCGGUCGUAUCUGCAGGACAAAUACCGUAUCCAACACCGCCUUCCGGGGGUUUGGUGGUCCUCAGGGCAUGUUCAUCGCAGAAACGUACAUGGAAGAAAUUGCAGAUCGUUUGGGCAUGCCAGUCGAAAUACUCCGUGAGAUCAACUUCUACAAGCCCCACGGCAGCACGCACUUCAACCAGGUCAUUGAAGACUGGCACGUUCCCCUCAUGUACAAGCAAGUCAAGGAGGAGUCAGAUUACGAUCUGCGCAAAGUCUUCGUCUCCAAGUUCAACGACGAGUAUAAGUGGCGUAAACGAGGUAUUUCCAUCAUCCCUACGAAAUUCGGCAUCUCCUUCACGGCGCUCUUCCUCAACCAAGCCGGCUCGCUGGUACACAUCUACCACGAUGGCUCUGUGCUCGUCGCCCACGGAGGCACGGAAAUGGGCCAGGGCCUGCACACAAAAAUCACCAUGAUUGUCGCGCAAGCCCUCCAGGUACCGCUGGAGACAGUCUUCAUCUCGGAAACCGCCACCAACACAGUCGCAAACGCCUCUGCCACAGCCGCCUCUGCGUCAUCCGACCUAAACGGCUACGCGGCCUUCAAUGCCUGCACACAGCUCAACGAGCGACUGGCGCCGUACCGAGCCAAACUCGGGGACAAAGCCAACAUGAAGGAUAUUGCCCACGCAGCAUACAUGGACCGUGUCAACCUGUCCGCCCAGGGUUUCUAUACAACUCCUGAGAUUGGAUACGUCUGGGGCGAGAACAAGGGCAAGAUGUUCUUCUACUUUACACAGGGCGUCGCCGUGGCUGAAGUCGAAAUCGACACGUUGACAGGAACGUGGACAUGUCUCCGUGCCGAUAUCAAAAUGGAUGUGGGCCAAUCCAUCAACCCUGCUAUCGACUACGGCCAAAUUCAAGGUGCGUUUGUGCAAGGGAUGGGCCUCUUCACCAUGGAAGAAUCUCUCUGGCUUCGAGGCGGGCCCAUGGCGGGCAAUCUAUUCACCAGGGGUCCUGGGGCGUACAAGAUCCCUGGAUUCAGGGACGUCCCGCAGGAAUUCAACGUCAGCCUUCUCAAGGACGUGGAGUGGAAGGAGCUGCGUACGAUUCAGCGAAGCAGAGGUGUAGGGGAACCGCCUCUGUUUAUGGGCAGUGCAGUAUUCUUCGCCAUCAGGGAUGCCUUGAAGUCUGCGAGGAAGAAGGUUGGCGUGGAAGCAACGGUCGGCGCAGACGAUGGUGAGGGGCUCUUGAGACUACAGAGUCCCGCGACGCCGGAGAGGAUCAGGUUGGCUUGCGAGGAUGAGAUUAUGAGACGAGCGAGAGUGCAUCCAAAGGCGGGGGAGCAGAGUUUUUUCGUCGUCAUUUAG
Metarhizium album ARSEF 1941 is the source of this 4308-nucleotide messenger RNA. RefSeq names its product xanthine dehydrogenase. Lineage: Eukaryota; Fungi; Ascomycota; Sordariomycetes; Hypocreales; Clavicipitaceae. The transcript has 3 exons. The coding region runs from base 1 to 4308 and encodes 1435 amino acids. Gene Ontology annotation, molecular function: 2 iron, 2 sulfur cluster binding; oxidoreductase activity; iron ion binding. The record is from RefSeq and is a predicted model, not a curated record.